AUGCAAUCGCGACGUGCUAACUUUAAAAAUUUAAUUAAAAAAAGUCAAACGAAUAAAAAGUUGGAACAUAAACUAAAACUUAAACAAGAAACAAAGCGAAAUGAAGUUCAGGAUGAGAGUCGACCGACGCUUCAAUGGCUCAACGUACAAACAUUGACAAACGCUGACUGUCGCUCUCGAUUCUCUGCCGCAAACGCUGCUCGUGUCUUUGACAACACAAUCUGUACAUUCACUCGUACUGGUGAAGGAAUGUGCAUGGGAGAUUCUGGCGGUCCAAUCGCAACUGGAAACACAGUUCAUGGUGUGGUUUCAUGGGGUAUUGCAUGUGCCCGUGGAUCCCCUGAUGUGUUUGCUCGUGUCAGCAGCCAUCGUUCAUGGGGAAAAAUCGUUUUUGAUAUUUUUAGUUUAUUAUUGAAAAAUGUUGAAGUUUGUUGUUUCUCUUUGCUUGAUAGCUUUUGCUGUAGCCAGUCAUUUGCUAAUUAUUUUGCGAAUUCAAUUUUAGCCACUCGUGAUGCAACUCUCAACGUUGAAAUAUCUGGUCGAAUUGUAGGUGGAUCAACAGCUUCUUCUGGUCAAUUCCCUUACCAAGUUUCUCUGAGAACAAUUGAAAAUGUUCAUUUUUGCGGAGCUACAAUGUUCAGUACAAGAUGGAGUGUCACAGCUGCUCAAUGCAUGACCUUACGUAACCCAGCAAACACAAUUGCUGUGUUUGGUGCUCUCACUCGACUUGCUGGUGGAACUUCACACAGUGUGUCUCGUAUUGUCAGUCAUCCUGCAUAUAAUGCUGCCAAUCUUGCCAAUGACAUUGCAUUGGUAGAAACUGCAACUGCUGUUGCUAUAACUGCUAGUGUUGCACCAGCUGAUUUAGCAUCAGCUUUUGUUGGUGGUGGAAUCGCUGUCAUCGCUUCCGGUUUUGGACAAACUUCACAAAUUGGAUCACUAGCUACAACUCUCCAAUUUCUUAACACACAAACAAUAACGAAUGCUGAUUGUCGCUCUCGAUUCUCUGUGGUGAACGCUAAUCGUGUCUUUGACAACACAGUCUGCACAUUUACACGCGAUGGACAAGGCGUCUGCAUGGGAGAUAUUGGUGGUCCUCUUGCCAAUGGAAAUACAGUUGUUGGUAUCAUUUCAUGGGGAAUUCCAUGUGCAACAGGAUCACCCGAUGUUUACGCUCGUAUCAGUAGUCAUCGUACUUGGAUCUCUUCAGUUACUGGAUCUGAACCAGACGCUGAUGGUGGCAAAUACAUGGAAGAACCAGAAAAGCCAUGUGAUGAUCCAACUGGUGGUCCAGGAUUUGUUGUUUCUCUUUGCUUGAUAGCUUUUGCUGUAGCCAGUCCCACUCGUGAUGCAACUCUCAACGUUGAAAUAUCUGGUCGAAUUGUAGGUGGAUCAACAGCUUCUUCUGGUCAAUUCCCUUACCAAGUUUCUCUGAGAACAAUUGAAAAUGUUCAUUUUUGCGGAGCUACAAUGUUCAGUACAAGAUGGAGUGUCACAGCUGCUCAAUGCAUGACCUUACGUAACCCAGCAAACACAAUUGCUGUGUUUGGUGCUCUCACUCGACUUGCUGGUGGAACUUCACACAGUGUGUCUCGUAUUGUCAGUCAUCCUGCAUAUAAUGCUGCCAAUCUUGCCAAUGACAUUGCAUUGGUAGAAACUGCAACUGCUGUUGCUAUAACUGCUAGUGUUGCACCAGCUGAUUUAGCAUCAGCUUUUGUUGGUGGUGGAAUCGCUGUCAUCGCUUCCGGUUGGGGACAAACUGCACAAAUUUCUGGAUCACUCUCUACAACUCUCCAAUUUCUUAACACACAAACAAUAACGAAUGCUGAUUGUCGCUCUCGAUUCUCUGUGGUGAACGCUAAUCGUGUCUUUGACAACACAGUCUGCACAUUUACUCGCGAUGGACAAGGCGUCUGCAUGGGAGAUAUUGGUGGUCCUCUUGCCAAUGGAAAUACAGUUGUUGGUAUCAUUUCAUGGGGAAUUCCAUGUGCAACAGGAUCACCCGAUGUUUACGCUCGUAUCAGUAGUCAUCGUACUUGGAUCUCUUCAGUUACUGAAGUGAUUGGAACUGCAACUCUCGUGUUUUUCGGAUGCGCUGGUGGGAUUCAUUGGAUAGGUGACCCUGGCCAGUUGAUACCUCCGUUUAAUUUUGGCUUGGUUGUCUUGUUUGUCGUUCAAAUGUUUGGACACAUUUCAUUCGCUUUAAUCAACCCAUCAGUGGUUAUUUGUGCAGUCAUAAAUAAUUUUAUAUCAGUAAAGACUGCAAUUUUAUUUAUUAUCGCUGAAAUCGUUGGUUCUAUUAUUGGAUAUGGACUUUUGAUGUAUGUCACACCCGCAAAUCUUUUGGCGUUGGCUCCCAACGGACUUUGCGUUACUGCAAUCCAUCCUGAAGUUUCAAUCCCGCAAGCAUUUUUAGUUGAAUUUCUUAUUACGAGUUGUUUGGUUUUGGUAGUCAGCGGUGCUUGGGAUCCUCGUAAUAACAAAAACACAGAUUCAACAUCAUUAAGAAUUGGUUUUGCAGUUGCGUCUUUGUGCAUAGUCGCUGCACCUAUCACGGGUGCGUCAAUGAACCCAGCACGAUCAAUUGGACCAGCUUUAUGGAAUUGGAAUUGGAAAAAUCAUUGGGUUUAUUGGGUGUCACCUUUAUCCGCUGCUUAUAUAUCAUCUAAGUUUUACAGAAUAGUUUUAUGGCGAAAGGAAGCAAAAGAAAUAACAGAAAGAUUUCCCGUUGUUAUUAAGUUUCCCAAAGAAAUAAUAAAAACAUUUGAUCGAAUGUGUCAAAUCUUGCUUAAAAGACUUGAACGUUUUCGAGGAAUAAGAAAUUGCAAUAGCACAAAAAAAAUGUUAUCAAUAAAACAAAGACUUCAUUUGAUCGCAAUAUCGAUUGGUUUAUUUGGAUGUUACUCAGUUUUUGGAAUUUUUCAAGAAAGAAUUUUUCGUAGAGAAUAUGAAAGCGUAGGUGGAGGAAUGAGUGAAUACUUCACAUAUUCAGUAACAUUCGUCGGCCUUCAAUGUUUCUUUUACUCGCUUUUCGCAAAGGCAAUUCUAAUGAUACGUGAAUACAAAGAGAAUGAAACAUCUCAAGCGUUUUUUGGGCUUACAUCAAUAUUCUACCUCCUGGGAUUGAUAACAUCAAAUACUGCACUUCGCUUUAUAUCUUAUCCUAGUCAAGUUAUUGGAAAAGCUUUGAAGCCAAUAGUUACAAUGAUAUUUGGAUGCCUGGUUGGUGGAAAAUCUUAUCCGACUCAUAAAUAUUUCUUUGUGAUAUUGAUCGUCAGUGGUGCUGUGAUGUUUCUUUUCAAAACUGAUCAGAAAACGCAAGACGAACCAAUUUUUGGCUACAGUUUGGUUGGAUUCAGCUUACUCAUGAAUGGAUGUAUGGCGGGAGUACAAGAGAAAAUGAGAUCAGUAGCAAGACCAUCACCUUUGAACCUCAUGUUUUUUCUCAACGCGUGGAGCUCUCUUUUUGUGAUUUUCGGGAUUGCAUUGAGUGGAGAAUUCUUCGGAUUCAUUGAGUUUUGUACGAGACAUCCAAAUAUUUUAUUACAAAUUAGCAUACUUUUGGUUGUUGGAAGUUGUGGUCAACUCUUUACAUGCACAAUGAUCACAGAUUAUGGAGUUGUUCCAUGUUGCAUUGUUCUAACGAUAAGAAAGUUUUUUAAUGUAAUGUUUUCAGUGCUUUAUUUCGGAAAUGUUUUAGUUCUAAGACAAUGGCUUGCAACUGCUUUAAUCUUUACAUCACUUUUAGCAGACACAAUUUUAAGUUCAAAACUCCAAAGAAAUGUUGAUAACAAUAAACGAUGUGAGAAAUUAAGAGAGGGUUGUGACAUUAAGGAAAUGAAAACAGAGAAUGAUUCCACAUUAGUUGAUAAAAGAAAUUACGAAAAUGAUAUAAUUGAACCAUAG
Molecule: messenger RNA, 3906 nt
Organism: Clunio marinus
Lineage: Eukaryota; Metazoa; Arthropoda; Insecta; Diptera; Chironomidae
Source: the annotation of a GenBank genome assembly